Molecule: messenger RNA, 801 nt
Organism: Mycosarcoma maydis (corn smut)
Lineage: Eukaryota; Fungi; Basidiomycota; Ustilaginomycetes; Ustilaginales
Exons: 3
Coding region: 1-801 (266 amino acids)
Source: RefSeq, a predicted model, not a curated record
AUGGUAACACAGCUGGCACACAACCCUGCUUCUUCGGCAGGCCGGAGCAAUGCUGCUGCUACUACACCUGCGAGCCAGCUUUCCAACAUCGCAAAGUUGCUCGGGUCUCAUGUCACUCUUACCGUUGGCGACAAACAGACUCGCACCUUGUCCGGAAAGUUGUGGGCCUACGAUCCCACUCUCGGUGUGGUUGGUCUCGAAUGCGAAGCGUCGCCACUGCCAUCACAUCUGUCCUCGGCGCCUGCGGCUGCGGCCUCGGUAGCUCAAGCUUCACAGACGUCUCGCAACCGCUUCGCACAGCCUACCAACACCGUUGGAUUCGCCAUUGUAAAGGUCUCAGAGAUCAACAAGAUCGAAUUCGCACAGCAGCCUUCCGGCUCUGCGGACAGUGCUGCUGCUACCACCAAGUCACAGGCGGACAGUCUCACACAAAUCUAUCCCGUCUCGCUCAAGGCAGCUCAAUCGAGAGAGGCCGAUGCCAUCAAGCAGAGUCUCACAAAGGUAGCACGCACCGGAAAGGACGUAUCGCAGCUCGGUCAGCAGAUCUUCGAUGCCUUGAGCAAAACAUUGCCUUGUCGUUGGCACGAGUCACACAUUAUUGUCAUGGAAGAGGUUGUCAUCUCUGGCCCUGGCUACGAUCCAGCCUCCGUAAACGUUCCCGGCUAUACGCAAGAGCAGCUUCAAUCCUUCAUCGACGGUACCAACAAAGGUGCCGUGCCAGACGGUGCCCAAUCAAAGGCAAACAGCUGGCAUCGUGUCACCAAGUUGCAAGGAGAAAGGCGCAAGAUGAAUGCCGUGUAG